Culicoides brevitarsis is the source of this 1047-nucleotide messenger RNA. RefSeq names its product translation initiation factor eIF2B subunit alpha (gene eIF2Balpha). The transcript is spliced from 3 exons. The record is from RefSeq and is a predicted model, not a curated record. Gene Ontology annotation, molecular function: translation initiation factor activity; guanyl-nucleotide exchange factor activity. Gene Ontology annotation, biological process: translational initiation. Gene Ontology annotation, cellular component: eukaryotic translation initiation factor 2B complex. Bases 99 to 1007 code for a protein of 302 amino acids. NCBI's taxonomy places the organism in Eukaryota, Metazoa, Arthropoda, Insecta, Diptera, Ceratopogonidae.
AUUUGACGGAUGCAAACGUAAACAAACUUUCAUCAAAUUUCGUCAGAAAUUCACAUUUUCUUACCUGAAAUCCACAAAAUCUCCUUAAUUUCGUCAAAAUGAGGGAUUCUGCAGGCAAAUUUGAGGCCCAAAAAAGUUUCCUAAAAAUGCUGGAUCAAGACCAAAAUUUGUCUGUCGGCAUCGCGGCGAUCAAAACGCUCCUCCUGAUGUUGGAAAACAACAAAUUCGACACAAUCCAAGAGCUUCAUUCGGAAAUUCAGUCCACAGUGACGUCUCUGAAAGCCACAGACAAGCCAAUCACGGCGAUUGUGUCGGGCAGCGAGCUGUUUUCGCGUUUCAUCACGCUCGGCAAGUUCGACGACAAAACCAUGGACGAGUGUCAGGCGAUUAUGGUGCAACGAGGCAAGGUUUUUCUCGCCCGUCUGUUGGAAUGUCGCAAAGCAAUCGCCCAACAAGGAUCGCAAUUCAUCACGGAUGGAUGUCGGGUAUUGACUCAUUCGCGAUCACGAGUUGUGCUUGAAACGCUCAUCAUGGCAGCGCAAGCGAACAAGAGAUUUCACGUUUAUGUGACGAAAAGUGUGCCGGACAACGGCGGAGAGCAAACUUUUCAGGAAUUGACGAAAGCGGGGAUUAAUUGCACGCUGAUUUUGGAUUCGGCGAUCGGUUAUAUCAUGGAGUCAGUCGAUAUGGUGCUCGUUGGGGCGGAAGGAGUUGUCGAAAGCGGCGGAAUUAUCAAUCGAAUUGGGACUUAUACGAUGGCGUUGUGUGCGCGGGAGAUGAAAAAGCCCUUUUAUGUGCUGACGGAGAGUUUUAAGUUUACGAGAUUGUAUCCGUUGAAUCAGAGGGACAUCCCCAAUGACUAUAAAUUCUGCAAAUCAGACGACAUCGCACGAGCCCAUCCCUUAGUCGAUUACACGCCUCCCGCUUAUAUCACGCUAAUUUUUACGGAUUUAGGAAUUCUCACGCCAUCCGCUGUCAGUGACGAGCUCAUCAAAUUAUAUUUGUAAAAAACAAAGUAAAAAAAAAAACUUGUUAAUAAACUUUUUA